UGUGACGUCAUCUUGUACCCCUGGCACGUGGGUUGUUUGCGAUACAUACAGACAGCAAAAUGGUUUAAGAUAACCUCACUCUUACUCGAUGAGGAACUCACUCAAUGGAUGAGCAUGUCCUCUUACGCCCAGCUCCCUCAGGGCCUCCCUUAUGUUGAUCCCCAAUCCAACCACAACCUACCCUCAAAACCCGCUGCAUCCUCCCUUCGAAUCUACUGGCUAGCAGCGACCGUCUGUUGCGGCGGCCUCUUAUUCGGUUACGAUUCCGGUGUCAUUGGCGGCGUACUGACAUUCCCCUCGUUCCACAACUCCUUCCGCUACACGCCCCAAGACCAAACCCUCAUCAGCUCCAUCGCCGUCGGAAUCCAGCAAGCCGGCGCCCUAGCAGGAUGUUUCCUAAUCUGGCCAUUGACAAACCACUAUGGCCGACGACCCUCGAUGAUACUAUGUUCACUCAUCUUCUGCAUCGGCGUCCUCUUUGAAAUCAUAAACAGCCACUUGCUCCCCGUCUUCUACAUCGGCCGCAUCAUCUGCGGACUCGGGAUUGGGGGUUCGGCAACAGUAGCACCUAUAUACCUCGCUGAGAUGAGCCCGGCGCAUCUCAGAGGGAGAUUGGGUAGCGGAUACCAGUUCACUUUUACGAUUGGGAUCUUCACCUCGUAUUGGAUCGACUACGGCGUGCAAUUCUGGGAGAAGGGCCCCAGGCAGUGGCAAGUUCCGCUGGCAUUGCAACUCGUCCCCGGAAUUGCAAUGGGUAUUGGUAUGCUCCCUCUGAAAGAGAGCGUGCGCUGGCUUCUCGCGAAUAGAGAUACACGAGAAGCAUGGGAAAGCCUCACCUGGAUCCGCGAUGCAGAAGGAGAAGACGAUCCUGGUGUCCGUGACGAGUUCACAGAGAUGAAACGCGCUGUCGAUGCCGAUACAUCCGCAGCAGCAGACUUUCGCCCCCGGGAGCUCCUGCACCGGCCUAACCUCCGCCGUGUAACCCUCGCCGUGACCCUCUUCGUCGCGCAGCAGGCAACAGGCGCAACCGCCAUGGCCUACUUCGGACCUCAAUUCUUCUCGCUUCUUAUUGGCGACCCCUCCUCCUCAUCAACAGUCUCCUCCAGUACAACAGAAGCAUCAACGGCACACUCCCUAACCCUAUUAUUGACUGGCAUAUUCGGUGCCCUAAAGGUCCUCAGCUGUCUCUUCUUCAUCCUCUUCGUCGCAGACCGCUUCGGCCGGAAACCCCUCCUUGCCUUCGGCGCCCUGGGAAUGGCACUCUGCAUGAUCUCUACUUCGAUCUUCCUCCACUCAUCCCCUGCAUCUCCCCCUUCCGUAUAUACUUCCGCUAAGACAUCUACAACCCCCCUCUCACCCCACCAACUCUCAACAAUAUCCCUAAUCUAUCUAACAAUAUCCCUCUACAACCUCUCCUGGGGCCCGCUCCCCUGGCCCCUUGUCGCAGAGCUAUUCCCCACGCGCCUCCGCUCACCCGGUGUCGCACUUGCAGUUGCAAGCCAGUGGGCGUCGAACUUCAUAUGGUCAUUUUCGACGCCGUAUAUCCUUAAGGGAUUGGGCUGGGCGACGUUUUUGUUGUUUGGUGCGCUGGAUUUGGGGAUGGCGGGGUGGGUUGUGGUGUUUUUGCCGGAGACGAAGGGGAAGAGGUUGGAGGAGGCUGGGGGGUUGUUUGAGGGGUUAAGUGAGGGGCGGCAUUCUGGUGGUGAUGGGGAGAAUGGGUACGAGGGGGAGAGGGAGGGGCUUGUGCGUGGAUUUAAUGAGAGGGAUGAGGAGGAUGAAGACAAUGAGGAUGGAAAGGGAGGGGUCACAAUCCAUGGCCAUCGAUCUUGA
Aspergillus calidoustus is the source of this 1830-nucleotide messenger RNA. NCBI's taxonomy places the organism in Eukaryota, Fungi, Ascomycota, Eurotiomycetes, Eurotiales, Aspergillaceae. The record is from the annotation of a GenBank genome assembly.